AUGAACUCAUUUGUUUCUUGGCAGUUAAUGCUUUAUCUCUGUGCCACCUCUUUUGGGGAGACAUCAGAAAGAGUGGUUUCUCCUGAGGAUCGUCAAACCUCAGGCCCUGGACUUGGAUACCUGGCCCUCCUGGCCCCCUGGGAACAGCGGUGCCAAGAGAAGACCACAGCUACCAGGGGGCCAAGAACUCGGGACGCCUCACUGUGUCCGCCCCCUGAGGGCCCUGCAGCACCCCAGCGGUCAGGCCUGUGCACCCCCCGCAACCGCCUGAUCCCCUCGCCCCGGGGCGCGGUGCUGGUGCAGCGGGAGAAGGACCUGUCUGCCUACAACUGGAACUCCUUCGGCCUGCGCUAUGGCAAGCGGCAGUUGGCGACGCCGGGAGGGCGAGGGCGAGGCGCAGGGAGGGCCUGA
This is a messenger RNA of Chrysochloris asiatica (Cape golden mole), 411 nucleotides long. It is a transcript of the gene KISS1, whose product is annotated as KiSS-1 metastasis-suppressor. The record is from RefSeq and is a predicted model, not a curated record. Bases 1 to 411 code for a protein of 136 amino acids. Gene Ontology annotation, biological process: positive regulation of cytosolic calcium ion concentration; G protein-coupled receptor signaling pathway. NCBI's taxonomy places the organism in Eukaryota, Metazoa, Chordata, Mammalia, Afrosoricida, Chrysochloridae. Gene Ontology annotation, molecular function: kisspeptin receptor binding. Gene Ontology annotation, cellular component: neuron projection. The transcript has 2 exons.